AUGGCAGCUCAGGCGACCGAGAAGCUGCAGGAUCUGUCCUUGAACGGCCAAAACGGCGCCAAGGCCGACGCCCCCGCGGCUGGCCAGGCCACCCCGGGCGAGGCCGAGGACGACUCCGACGACGACCAAGAGGAAGGCGAGGGUGCCCCGGAAGCUGGAGCUGCUGGAGUUCCUGUGUCCAAUCUCUUCCCUAACAACCAGUACCCCGAGGGAGAGAUCUGCGAAUACUUGAACGACAAUGCCUACCGCACGACCAACGAGGAGAAGCGCUACCUCGACCGCAUGAACCAGGACUUCCUGACCGAGUAUCGCCAAGGAGCCGAGAUUCACCGCCAAGUCCGUCAAUAUGCACAGAAGAACAUCAAGCCUGGUCAGACCUUGACUGAAAUCGCGGAGGGCAUUGAAGACUCCGUGCGCGCCUUGACCGGCCACCAGGGUCUGGAGGAGGGCGAUAACCUCAAGGGUGGCAUGGGUUUCCCUUGCGGUCUAAGCAUCAACCACUGCGCUGCUCACUAUACCCCCAAUGCUGGUAACAAGAUGGUUCUGAACCAGGGAGAUGUCAUGAAGGUCGAUUUCGGUGCGCAGCUAAACGGUCGCAUUGUUGACAGUGCCUUCACCAUGACUUUUGACCCGGUCUACGAUCCGCUUCUGGAGGCUGUCAAGGACGCCACUAACACUGGUAUCAGGGAAGCUGGAAUUGAUGUCCGCAUGAGCGACAUUGGUGCCGCCAUCCAGGAAGCCAUGGAAAGCUACGAAGUCGAGCUCAAUGGACAGAUGCACCCAGUCAAGUGCAUUCGCAACCUUAACGGCCACAACAUCGACCAGCACAUUAUUCACGGCGGUAAGAGUGUACCCAUUGUCAAGAGCACCGACCAGACCAAGAUGGAGGAAGGUGAAGUCUUCGCUAUCGAGACUUUCGGUAGUACUGGCAAGGGUUAUGUCCGUGAGGAAAUGGAGACUUCCCAUUAUGCGCUCACGCCGAACGCUCCCAACGUCCCUCUGCGCCUUUCCUCCGCUAAGAACCUGCUGAAUGUCAUCAACAAGAACUUCGGUACUCUUCCAUGGUGCCGACGCUAUCUUGACCGUCUGGGUCAGGAGAAGUAUCUUCUCGGGGUAUGUUGA
Messenger RNA from Penicillium argentinense, 1122 nucleotides. RefSeq names its product Methionine aminopeptidase 2-1. Gene Ontology annotation, biological process: proteolysis. The record is from RefSeq and is a predicted model, not a curated record. The transcript is spliced from 4 exons. Bases 1 to 1122 code for a protein of 373 amino acids. Gene Ontology annotation, molecular function: metalloaminopeptidase activity. NCBI's taxonomy places the organism in Eukaryota, Fungi, Ascomycota, Eurotiomycetes, Eurotiales, Aspergillaceae.